Molecule: messenger RNA, 396 nt
Organism: Cooperia oncophora
Lineage: Eukaryota; Metazoa; Nematoda; Chromadorea; Rhabditida; Trichostrongylidae
Source: the annotation of a GenBank genome assembly
AUGUUCCAGAUAGGAACUGCGUAUCCCGGAAGGACUUUGGAGAUCAUAAUAAGAACUACACGUCCUCCUGUGAUCUAUUUCCAUCAGGGCAAGUUGACGAGCUACUCCGUCCUUAUGAAACUGUGCAACAGGAGGCUCACCAUCACAAAGUUGAAUUUCGACAGAGGCGUUGAAUUCUUUGGCUUGAGUGAUGACGAUCUAGGCGGCUUGCGAAAGACAACUAAAACCGCCAUAGAAAAUAUGACAAACGCCGUCUUGACUGCCGGAAUCCAUCUACAGGCUCCGAGUUUAGACCAAGCCCUUCGACUCUCCGCUACUCAUGUUUCUAUUGCACCUGGGCUUCUUCUUCUGCAAGCCAACGUGGACCUCUACAGUUCGUUCUACAAUCGCAACUAA